Messenger RNA from Symbiodinium sp. CCMP2592, 1290 nucleotides. The record is from the annotation of a GenBank genome assembly. Lineage: Eukaryota; Dinophyceae; Suessiales; Symbiodiniaceae.
AUGAGACGUUACAAGGCAAGCAGGGCAAGUUUUCGAAGCUUCUUUCUCGCAUUUGCCGGGCUACUUGGCAGCCACCGCAUAAUCACCAGUUUCCUGGUGCCGCUUGGGCACAGAGCGCAGAGGGGCACUGAAGCCGGGCACGAGACAGCGAGCCGAAGGCAUGUUAUCAGCCUGGCUCCUGCAGGCCUUGCCGCAGCAGGCGCGUUCCCGAUGCCGGCUGAAGCCGAAGAGGAUGCUCCCAAGCUCUCGGCAAGCUGGCCGGCAAAGGAUGGUGUGCAAUUUCUGCGUUUCUACGAAGAGCAGUACAAUGCUGAACGGGACGACACUCGGCGGACGCCUCAGUUCAUCAAGGCCAUCCAAGAAAGAAUACGCGGCCGCGAUGGCGUGACAGUGCUGGACAUUGGGACGGGCCCCUUCGCAUUGUUCGCUACUGUGGCCGCUAGGGCCGGUGCAAAGAAGGUCUACGCUGUUGAAGGCAACCCAGAGGCUGCCGACAGAGCGCGGGCCUUUCUCUUAGAGCAGGAGGAUAUUCCUGAAGGUGUGAUUGAGGUGAUUGAUGGAUUCUCGACUGCCGUGACCCUCCCAGAAAAGGUGGACCUGGUGUUCGCAGAGGUCGUCGGAGCCUUUGCCACUCAGGAGAACAUUCUGGCCUCUAUGAAGGAUGCGCAGAAGCGGCACAUGAAGGACCCCAGCAACCCGGAGAAUUACAUUCCUGCGAUCGUGCAGACUUGGACCGCUCCUGUCAGCUAUGCCCUCCAUCCCGUACUGGCUCCUCCAAAGUUCGAGAAGCUCCAGGGCCAGCCGCUGACCCUGAAUCCCCGGGACCGUACAUUGGAGUUGAUCUCUGAUCCCCAGGUUUUGGAGGAGAUCCGCUUUGGUGAGGGCGAGCUGCCAGCGGGGCGCUGGGAGCAGAAACCUCUCAACUUCAAGGUGAUGGAAGAUCGGCUCCGAGCCAACUAUGACCAGUACUUUGAGGCAUUGACGACUAAAGAAGAUACAAAGGCUGAUGCUGCCAGGCCUCUGGCAAAGCAAACAGCUGAAAGCUUCUCUGGCAUGGCUAUAUGGCCUCGGCUAGUCCUGGAUCCAGCCGGGAAAAUUGUGGUGGAGUCCCGCGGACUGAACGGCGAGCAUCAGAAGAGCCACUGGCCCACGCUGCUGGCGCUGAUGUCGCCAACACCGGUUCCUGUCCAGUCUGGCGACAUCUUAAAAAUCUCAGAGUCUGCGGAACUGGCGCGGGAUCUUCUGAGUCCCGUGAAGUACUCCUUCAAGGGAGAGCUCCUACGGGGUUGA